This is a messenger RNA of Dalotia coriaria, 4587 nucleotides long. It is a transcript of the gene l(3)76BDm, whose product is annotated as trafficking protein particle complex subunit 8 homolog l(3)76BDm. The transcript has 6 exons. Gene Ontology annotation, cellular component: TRAPPIII protein complex. Gene Ontology annotation, molecular function: protein binding. The record is from RefSeq and is a predicted model, not a curated record. The coding region runs from base 113 to 4219 and encodes 1368 amino acids. Lineage: Eukaryota; Metazoa; Arthropoda; Insecta; Coleoptera; Staphylinidae.
AAUAAGCCGACAGGCAAUAUAUAAUAACUAGUGCAAUAAAUAAUACUAAUUUCCAUACCUAAACAUGCAUCGGUAGUAUAAUAUAGUUAAAGAAUUCAAAAGCAGUUUUACAAUGGCACAAGCCAAGCAAUCCCCACAGGAAUUCCUCCGCGACUCAUUUACGCCCCAGAUCGGUGUUCUGUGCAGUGCCAGCGCUGAAUCACUGUGCAACAAGAACAAUCUCAGUUUCAUUGAGUUGCUGCAGCCCUUCUGCCGACUCAGUACAAAACUACACUAUAAGGACCCCAAUGGGAGUGCUGUUACAUUGGAAAACUUCAAGAUAACCUUGGUUGAUGUACAUGCAAAGCCACCAGUCACACAACUUGCAAGGAAGUUUUUGAAUUCAUCAGUGAGUGAGUCCAGUGUCCCACGUUUGGUAAAAUUUAACAUUGGGGAAUAUGCGGUGGAGAUACCCAAUGGGGCGCCGUGGUUUGAGGCAUGGAGGGAAACAUUUUUUCAUGUGCAAUAUCCUCCUGAUCAUGAGUUUACUAAACAUUUGUUAGGAUGUAUGCUGGUGGUUUCUACAUCAGAUCCUAAUCCAAUUGAAGCUAUGGAGGGAUUGAUGACACAACUUCAACAACUGCAGAAUACAUCUUUGUCUAAGUUACCCAAAUGGUUUGGGACCAGUAUAUUGAAUUAUUUUGUUAUUUUACAUGAGAAUCAAAGUGAGAAUGAUUCAAAGGCUUUGGAAAUAUAUGAAAGAAUGAAAGUUGCAUAUGGCAGCAUGAAUUGUUUCCUUCUGCGCAUGAAUUCACGCCCGGUGACAUCAACAGGUGAACCUUUGCCAGAUCCUUGGAGUAAAUUUAUAAAUCCCCGCAUGGUGGCGCUCGCAUCGUCCACGAAUGAAACUGCAAGUCCUGAGCAGUCGCCUACGUCGAGUCGUGCAUUCCCUUCUGGACUAGAGCUUGCACAGGAGAUGGGCGAACAAGGGGCGUUACUUUACCACCCACUCAGCCCGGAAACAGAUGAGUCCAUGGAUGUCACUGCGCCGCCUACUGAUAUGCAAACUUCACAGCAUACAGCGCCACCUGUCCUACAUGGCGCUUGUCUUUCCACUGAAGAUGUUGAGCAAAUUAAACAUUUAGUUGUUGAGUUUACCACACGGGGCUUAUUACCACAUGUGGAAAGACAGAUUAAUCAGCUUAGUGAUUUCGUUGCGAACAAGAAGGGUGUGAGUCGGAGUUUGCUCAGCGCCACCAAGCGAUGGUUCACUCCGAAUAAACCGACGUCGAACAGCGCCACCAUUAAUACUUUGACGUAUCCACCUGAUGCUCCAGAGCUCCAAAUUAGACGCCUGGGUGAUUUAUAUUUCAUGUUUGGUCAUUAUGCCAUGGCGUAUCAGGCAUACCACACCGCAAAGCGAGAAUUCAUGGUGGAUCAGGCUUGGUUGUACUGCGCCGGCGCACUUGAAAUGGCCUCAUUGGCUGCAUUCAUGGCGAAUGAACCGUCGCGGAAAAGUUUUGACUACAUGGAAGAGUCAAUCAACACAUAUCUGAAUACUUGCAAAAUGCCACAGUUUGCCACGAAAGCCACACUCCUUUCUGCAGAAUGUCUACGUGGACAAUCAAUGUACGGCGAAGCUGCCCAUCAACUCAUCCGGAUGGCAUCGGAAGACUCCGAUCUGCGUUCGGCUUUGCUAUUGGAGCAAGCAGCGUAUUGUUUCUUACAGUGUUCGCGGCCAACCAUGGUGAGAAAAUACGCUUUUCACAUGGUUCUAGCUGGGCAUCGAUUUACGAAGGCUGGACAAAGAAAGCAUUCUCUGCGUUGUUACAAACAAGCGCAUCAGAUCUUUGAGAAUCAUGGAUGGAACCUUGCUACAGAUCAUAUCCUGGCAAGCAUUGGCAGAUUAGCGAAAAACUUGGACGAAUUGGAGGAGGCUAUGAGGUCAUACGCUAAACUUCUCACGGAGGAGAAUCGACAGACUGCUGAGCAACAGGAAGUGUACCUCAAGGAAUACCUCACAAUACACAGUGAUUUGCUCAAAAAGCAAAAUAACUUGCUUACUCCCCUUCUUCCAUUACCAAUUGUGGUGAAUGAUUCAAUAAAAGUCUUGGUUGGACCAACUGCGCCACUGCGCACGCCUGGAAAGGUCCCCGCUGCAGGUGUCUCCCUUUCUCAUAGAGAGUCCAUCAAAACUCGUCAAAGAUGGCUGAAACUCGAAGAGAUGCUCGUCCAGGAAGCCCAAGGAUCCACACCAAUGAUCUUCCGCCCUGCCGCUACACUAUUCUCAGGCGCGGACAUAGGAACCGCUAGUCCCAUUGCAGUAAUCGGCGAACCAAUUCAAGUUGCUGUUGAACUAAGAAACCCUCUUCAGAUAUUACUUAACCUCAAAGAUAUUCAUCUCCUGUGGCACGUUAAGGAUGCUGGUAAUCGUCUGGCUGCGAAUGAAAUCGUUGGUCAUAAUGUAGAAAAUUUCAUGAAGACGCACCUCUUGAAGAGUGUUGUGGUACAAGCGGGCGAAAGACAAGAGGUGGUGUUGAGUGUUACCCCAUUGGCUGUAGGGGAAGUAUGUAUAAAAGGUAUUGGCUACAGUCUGAUUGGAGCGAAUAACUCAGAGCAUGAGAUCAUCCUCAGGGGUAAACAAGUUUUCAACAUCAAAACAGCCAAGAAGAAGAAAGAUGGUCCUCCUGCACCUGCAAGUGGCGAGGAGAGGAAGAUUGAGAUUAAAAUCGUACCGUCAGCGCCAUGUUUGCAGGUUAGUUUCUGCGAGAUGAAUGCUGAGUUACUCCGGAAUGAACUUCAAGAAGUCUCAGUUGAACUGCGCAACGUUGGGUCGGUACCCCUGCAUAAUAUUUACAUGGCCACGUCGCAACCUCACCUCCUUUCGAGUUGUGAAUUCCAGGCAAAGGAUGAUGAUGAUGGCGCUACGGUCACUUCCGGUGCGACGCGAGAAAAGGAAGCUCGCAAGAAUCAUGUAUCAUUCCUUCCGCUGCCUAACAAAGUACUUGCACCCGGUCAGUUUUACAAUGUGCAAAUAUGGCUGAAGGCACCGGAAGUCAUCGGACCGGCCGCCAUUGAUCUUUUAAUCUAUUACGAAAAUGUCGAUCCGGCAGCUGUGCCGCGGUACAGGUUAGUCCGCCAUGUUUGGCACUUGUCGAUUCAAGAGUCUAUUAAAGUCGACGCUAGCGCUAUGCAGAGCUGCGCAUCGAAAGAUGUCGAACAACUGGCGUUGAUGGUGCGUGCGACUAACCUCAACAAGAUUCACCACGCCAUUUUAACGGAAAUUCGCUUGUUGACUGCAGCGCUCCUGAGUCGCGAUUGGGUUCUAUCGGCGGAUACAACGCCGCCUGCCAAUAUAAAACUUGAGUCACAAGCAAGUUACUACUUGUUUCUCAAGAUGCGGCGAGAAACACAAAACCGCAAUAUGGCGCAAUUAACCAAUAAUAAAAAUGGUAAGAAUAAUUACUCACAGGUCGCGUUUAUAUCGGAUGGAGAAGAUCCCAGUGUAACUAGUAAUUCCGCAUGUUUGGACUUUGCGAAACGGAACGAUCGAGAAAGGGCAAACGUAUUUGAUCCCGAAGAGGAAAUAACGCCAUCUUUGAAUAUACGAAAACGAGACGCCAUGUUGGUUUUGAGAUGGCGUGCAAAUGUUACGGAUAGCUCUGGGCGGCAUCGAGUAGUUUACGGACAAAAUCAAAUUCCUAUUCAUGUAACACCCUCUUCGUAUGCUAAAAAUGCGCCAGUUGUUUCAAGCGACGAUGUUAUUACCCAAACGGAAAGCUUUGGGGAGGUGGCUAUCGAUGUUACGCCAUCUUUGCAUUAUGGUGAUAAUCAAAUAACCUACAAUCUGUUACAUCCAGCGUGUGUUACACAUGAUUUUACAGCGAAAAAGCUGUGUGUGGUACCUGUGAAAUUGUUGCUACAUAGCGUUGCGGCAGUACCAUUGAUUAUCAAGGUUCACACGUUAGGAACAAGCAGUGAAAUAUCACCACCAAAUCACAACAGUCUUUUCUACCCAUACUCAUCGCGUAAUUUCCGGUGGAUCAAACUCGGCAGUGCUUCGAGAACGAUAGAACCACUUUCGUCGAUAAGUAUCUCUCUAACAGUGGCGGUUUUAGGCCCUGGCACGUAUGACCUAGGCUCACGAUUAGAAAUCUGGUGUCAUGGCGUCGAUGUGCCUCACGAGGCCAUUUUACAGUCAUGUCGGGUGCAUUCUUCGCUAAUAAUCGCAAGCACUUAGAAAAAUUGUAUAUAUCUUAGUCGAUUUUUGUUAUUCUACGGUGGCCACGUACAAUUAUCGCAAUGUAUUGUACUUUCGAUGCGCUAUUCGAACGCAAUAAGUGGUCAUUGUAUUUAAUUAAUUAGCGCCACCAGUAUCAUAAUGAUGAACUAUUCACAAUUUUCAUUCCAAGUGUUAAGUCUUAUUUUAUUGUUUGAUGCAUUAUUUGUGAAUUUGGUAUUUAAGAACGACUUAGGAUUUGUUGUCGUUGAUUUUUGCAGGUUUGUUUAAUUGAAUUUAAUCCAGUGAUUAUUUACACUUUAUGAAAGUAUUUAUUAAAUUAAAAUUAAAAGUAUUGGCAGACAUAUUAUAAAGGAAUUGUUUCUCUA